Didymodactylos carnosus is the source of this 3024-nucleotide messenger RNA. The record is from the annotation of a GenBank genome assembly. NCBI's taxonomy places the organism in Eukaryota, Metazoa, Rotifera, Eurotatoria, Philodinida, Philodinidae.
AUGACGACUAAGAAUGAACAUGAAAGCUUAAAAGAAGGUUGUAUAGAAAUGCAGAAAAAAGUGACGGAUAAAGAAAAAGCAAACAAAAUUGAGAAAUCUCAAUUCGAUCAGCAGAAAAAAAUAUGUGGAAAUCUGCAAGGGGAUAUCAAUCAACUUGAUACAAAGGUGAAGGAUUUGGGUCAACAUAUACUGAGUCAUGAUCAACUGAUUAAACAAAACCAAGAUGCAUUACGACAAAUUGAAAAUCAAUCAACCAAUCAACAAGCUCAACUUGGACAACAGAAAAAUCAACAAACAGCAAAAACACAAGAAUGCGACAAAAAAAUUGCUGAAGUUCAACAACAAGAAGCAUUUAUACGAACUAAACAAUGUGAAAUAACAGAAUUGGAAAAUCGUUUGCAAAAUGUUCAAACGAAUAUCGAUAUGUUGAACAAAUCUGUUCCUGAACUUGAAAAUGAAUUAGCUGAACAAGAUCGAAAACUAUACGAUGCUCAAAAAGCAAUGCAAAAACUUGAAGCUGAACACUCCAAACUUGAAUCAAGUAUAGCAGAGAAAGAACGAGAGAGACAACAAACUGAACGAAAUAUUACAACACUUAAUCGAGAUAUGAAUAAACAACGUACAAUAUUUACUGAAAAGGAACGCGCUAGAGGAAGUAUAGAAGCUGAAAUCAAUGGUAAAAAUUCUGAUCUGUCAGCGAAACAAGAACAAAAACUUGCCCGUGAGAGCCAACUACGUGCUGUUGAAGAUCAACUUCUUACUAAUAAGCAAGCACUUAAAAAGACUGACAAUAAAAUGCGUGAUGCGGAAAAAGAAAUACAUAAUCAAACUGCUUUACAACAACAAACAAAACACCGUUUCGAUGAAGUAACAUCACAAUUAAGUAAUACCCAACCAACACUCGAUCGUUCGAAACAGGAAUUGCAAGUUGAUCAAGCAAAAAUGGUUCAAGCACAAAAUAUCGUAGAUCGACUUAAACAAGAGUUAUGUGCACUUCAAGAUACAAUACGCAACAUAGAAAGAGAAAUUCAGAAACUCAACGAAAAAAAACAUAAAUUGGAGGGGCAAUUACAGACUCAAGAACAUCGGCGUGCUCAAGUUUAUAGAAAACGCGAAGAAACAAAUGCUGAGCUCAAUGAUAGAAAAACUAAAUUACAAAAAGCUGAACAACAACGAGAUCAACUUCAACAGAGUGUUACACGAUUGGAAAAUGAACUCACAGAUAUUCGAGGCAAACUUUCUUCUCUUAUCAAACAACGAGAUCGAUGUAAUCAGCAGCUUGAGAAUGAGAAGAAGAAACAAGAACAAUUCGAGCAAGAACUAAUAGAAGAGCAGAACAAACAACGAGAAGCUGAACAAGCUGUAUAUGAACAGGAGCAAAAUGUCAGAAGUGAUGAAACUGUUUUGCGACAAGCGGAAAUGGAAGAAGCAGCUGCAAGAGCUGCCGAACAAGAAGCGCUAGUUGAAUUAGAAAGAACACAAGUCGCUUUAGAAGAUGCUCAAACUGAAUUAGUUGCUGCUGAACGAGAGGCCAGGCCAACAAAUAUUGUUGAAAGGGGCUUGAGUCACGUGAGAGAUUCAUCUAAACAAAAGCGAGUUCACGAUGCUCAAGCGAAAGUUAGUGCAUGUGAAAUACAAAAAAGAUCAAAGGAAACUAACCAUCAAACGAAAGUAACUGCACAUAAAAAUGCUUGCACAAAUACUGCAACAUGUCGUACUACCUUACAACAAACUCGUGCAGUACUUCACCAGAAAAAAAGUGAACUUGAAACUCAAAAACACCAUGUAAUUGCUAAGAAAAAGACGGUUGAACAACAAAAAACAGUGGUAAUGACGACUAAGAAUGAACAUGAAAGCUUAAAAGAAGGUUGUAUAGAAAUGCAGAAAAAAGUGACGGAUAAAGAAAAAGCAAACAAAAUUGAGAAAUCUCAAUUCGAUCAGCAGAAAAAAAUAUGUGGAAAUCUGCAAGGGGAUAUCAAUCAACUUGAUACAAAGGUGAAGGAUUUGGGUCAACAUAUACUGAGUCAUGAUCAACUGAUUAAACAAAACCAAGAUGCAUUACGACAAAUUGAAAAUCAAUCAACCAAUCAACAAGCUCAACUUGGACAACAGAAAAAUCAACAAACAGCAAAAACACAAGAAUGCGACAAAAAAAUUGCUGAAGUUCAACAACAAGAAGCAUUUAUACGAACUAAACAAUGUGAAAUAACAGAAUUGGAAAAUCGUUUGCAAAAUGUUCAAACGAAUAUCGAUAUGUUGAACAAAUCUGUUCCUGAACUUGAAAAUGAAUUAGCUGAACAAGAUCGAAAACUAUACGAUGCUCAAAAAGCAAUGCAAAAACUUGAAGCUGAACACUCCAAACUUGAAUCAAGUAUAGCAGAGAAAGAACGAGAGAGACAACAAACUGAACGAAAUAUUACAACACUUAAUCGAGAUAUGAAUAAACAACGUACAAUAUUUACUGAAAAGGAACGCGCUAGAGGAAGUAUAGAAGCUGAAAUCAAUGGUAAAAAUUCUGAUCUGUCAGCGAAACAAGAACAAAAACUUGCCCGUGAGAGCCAACUACGUGCUGUUGAAGAUCAACUUCUUACUAAUAAGCAAGCACUUAAAAAGACUGACAAUAAAAUGCGUGAUGCGGAAAAAGAAAUACAUAAUCAAACUGCUUUACAACAACAAACAAAACACCGUUUCGAUGAAGUAACAUCACAAUUAAGUAAUACCCAACGUGAACUCGAUCGAUUAACUCAACCAAAAAAUGAUAAAAAUACGAUAAGCCGUGCAAAACAAUUGGCUGCUGAUCAGGAAAUAUUAAAACUAGAAUCGACACUUGGAAGUCAUCACGCAAAAAUAGCUCGAAAGGGACGAAAUAUUUAUAAGGUAAAACAAUUGAUUAAUCAACAACAACCGAUGGAAGCCCGCAAUGUACAUACUGUUGUACAUUCAAAUCAACGUUUUGAAUCUCAUGACAACCAUGAGGAUAACAUGCAUGUGCGAAAUGAUCAAAAGCAUUAUGCAUACGUUUAA